Cricetulus griseus (Chinese hamster) is the source of this 2176-nucleotide messenger RNA. NCBI's taxonomy places the organism in Eukaryota, Metazoa, Chordata, Mammalia, Rodentia, Cricetidae. The record is from RefSeq and is a predicted model, not a curated record.
GCAGGCCGCAUUCCAUGCCUGCAAUAUGGCGUCCCCCAUGUAGACUGUGGCUGUGGUACUUCCACAGGUGGCCGGUGUAGUUUCUGAGCUGCGGCUGCGGUCCCGCCAGCUUUGGGUUGCAGAAGCAGCAAACUUUGUUCCCGGUCACGGCUCCAGAGAGCCGCAUUUCUCCGAGGGUCUGGGAUCGCCGUUAACUUCUAGAUUCUGAAAGUUCCUCUUCAGCCCUUGCUCGUUGCCCGUGCCAUCCCCGGACACCUUCCCCAGGUCCCCGGCCCUCUCAGACUCAAACUAUGAGCCUUCGGCAGCUGCUCUUGCGCUUGUCGGGUUACCUCGGGGCCUCUGGUCCCCCACAUCGCCCGUGGUGGUGCUCCAGGUCCCCCGACACCAUCUCCUCAGUGGGCUCCUGGCGCGGCCGGUGCUCCAGGUCUCCAGCCCACUGGAACCAGGUGGUGUCAGAGGCAGAAAAGAUCGUGGGUUACCCCGCUUCCUUCAUGAGCCUCCGCUGCCUGCUGAGUGACGAGCUCAGCAACAUCGCUAUGCAGGUGCGGAAGCUGGUGGGGACUCAGCACCCUCUGCUUUCCACUGCCAGGGGCCUUGUGCAUGACAGCAGGCAUAACCUCCAGCUGCGGGGCCUAGUGGUGCUGCUCAUUUCCAAAGCAGCCGGGCCCAGCGCUGACAACUCUCCAUGUCAGAACUACGACAUGGUCAGUGGGAUAUACUCAUGUCAAAGAAGUUUGGCAGAGAUCACAGAACUUAUACACACUGCUCUCCUCGUGCAUCGUGGAAUAGUAAAUUUAAGUGAAUUACAGUCUUCUGAUGGACCACUGAAAGACAUGCAGUUUGGAAACAAAAUAGCUAUCCUGAGUGGAGACUUUCUUCUAGCAAAUGCCUGCAAUGGACUAGCUCUUCUACAGAACACCAAGGUUUCAGAACUUAUAGCAAGUGCUCUUAUGGACUUGGUGCAAGGAGUAUACCAGGAAAAUUCUGCUUCGGAUGAGGAACAUUCUAUCACAGAUGACAUUGGAAUGUCGACGUGGAAGGAGCAGACCUUUCUGUCUCAUUGUGCCUUGCUGGCGAAGAGCUGCCAGGCUGCAAUGGAGUUAGCAAAGCAUGAUGCUGAGGUCCAGGACAUGGCAUUUCAGUAUGGGAAGCACAUGGCCAUGAGUCAUAAGAUAAAUUCUGACCUCCAGCCUUUUAUUAAAGACAAGACUAGUGACUCUAAGACUUUUAACCUAAACUCAGCACCUGUCGUCUUACAUCAGGAGUUUCUUGGAAGAGAUGUGUGGAUUAGGCAGAUUGGAGAGGCUCAAGAAAAAGGAAGAUUAAACUACACUAAGAGGACAGGAGUUCUGAUGCCCUCUUCUGGACUCUUUGCGAGAAACAAUCAAAGCUGGCAAAGGUGUGACUUCAGCUAUUGACCUGUGUCGUUACCAUGGAAACAAGGCACUGGAGGCCCUGGAGAGCUUCCCUCCCUCAGAGGCCAGAUCGGCUUUAGAAAACAUUGUGUUUGCUGUGACCAGAUUUUCAUGACACCAAAUUAAAAAGACACUAUUGUUCCUUAGCUGAAAAACCCAGAGAAUGGGAUGGACAGGAGAGCUUUUAUGAUGAGAUAACCAAUAUGUUAAUGAUUUUAAAAACAUACAUAUUUUUUUUUCUGUUCUUUUAUCUCGUUGCUUAAUGAAUCUAUCAUUUUGGAACCAUUACAAACAAAAUGAGAAGGAAAAAAAGGUCACACAGUUUUCACUUGUCACACCAAAGCACACUUGAGGCUGCAGCAACAGAAAUAAUUAAUGAGACUCACUCCCGUGACCUCAGCAAAUGCACAGGAAAUAAGUCCUUAUUGAUUGGACCAAGCCAGGGAUGGCGCCAGGGCAAUAGCUGUGGUUUUCCUUCUGAAGAGGACAGAUCAAGCUGGAGCUGCAGGUGUCAAGAGAAACACUGGAUGCCAGCCAGGGAGGAUACAUCAGAACCUGAUGACCAGUCCAUUGUAGUGGAGAAUCGUUCUUCUAUGAGUUAUGCAAAAAUAGGCUUGCUUGCUGUCUCAGAAUCAUGCCUCUGUGGGUGUAAUGUGAGAGGCUUGUACAUGGAGGUUUUUAUCAGAUUUGGGAGUGGGAAAAUGUUAGGCAGUUGCCAUACUUGAAGUUGAAUAUUAAAGUGUUACCAGGUGUUGAUUCAA